AUGGAAGAAGAAGAAGAAAUACGUCCAUUAAACUAUUCAGACGGUGGAGCGAGUAGGCCAAUAAGUCUGCUUGAGACGACAAACAAUUUAAAAAGCUCUCUGAAAAAGCUCUCUCAAAAGGCGAAAGCAUCACACAUUUCUAGCGACCGGAUCCACCAUUUUAGAAAGUGGAAAAACAAAAACGGAUUACUUUCGGAGGAGCACUCAGAGUCUUGUCCAGAGGUGGACUUUCUGUGUUUCAGUAAUUGCCUACAAUCUGCCGCUUCACAUUCGACGGUGUCCAUCUCUCAUAAACUUCCAGAACUGUAUUGGAACGAAGAGCAAUGUCAAUUGGAGAUGGAAAUCUUAAAGUCUCUAAAGAUAAAUCCUAUAAACGAGCGUAGCGCUUUAAAUAAUUAG
Molecule: messenger RNA, 399 nt
Organism: Saccharomyces eubayanus
Lineage: Eukaryota; Fungi; Ascomycota; Saccharomycetes; Saccharomycetales; Saccharomycetaceae
Gene: BIL2
Product: Bil2p
Exons: 1
Coding region: 1-399 (132 amino acids)
Source: RefSeq, a predicted model, not a curated record